GCGGCUGGGUGCCUCGCAAAGUCGGCUGCCGUGGCUACCCGUCAGCGGAGACCAGAAGCCUACGCGUGCAUCGUGAUGCAGACGCUGUUGAGCGUGACGCUGCUGGUGGUGGUGGCGGUGGGAUGUGACCACCAAGGGUCUCGCCCACUCGUCGCGAUCCGCGAGGGCCUGCUGAGAGGCGUGGUGGGGAGAAGCUCGGCCGGCAGGACCUUCUACAGCUUCAAGGGGAUCCCGUAUGCUCGCCCGCCGCUCGGAGCGCUCCGUUUCCAGCCGCCGCAGCGUCACGGAGUCUGGUCGGGUGUGGUGGAUGCCAUGGAGCACGGCAGCAUCUGCUACCAGUUGAACCUGCUGAAGAACAAGACGCGCGAUGGCUCCGAGGACUGCUUGUUCGCCAACGUGUACACGCCGCAGUUGCCAUCAGCGGAGGGUGCGGCAGGCGGGCUGCCCGUCAUGGUGUUCAUCCACUCGGGGGGCUUCUUCUUCGGCGACGGAAACAGCGAUUUCUUCGGACCUCAAUUUCUGAUGGACGGUGGUGUGGUGCUGGUGACGUUCAACUACCGCUUGGGACCGUUCGGGUUCUUCACGACGCAUGACAUAAACGCGCCCGGAAACUACGGCCUUCUGGACCAGGUCAUGCUGCUGCAAUGGGUUCAGGACAAUAUCGCCAGCUUCGGGGGCGACCCAAAGGCGGUGACCAUUUUCGGAGAGUCAGCAGGCGGAUCCAGUGUCUCUCUGCUGGUGCUGAGCCCCCUCGCCAAGGGUUUGUUCCAGCAUGCCAUCACCCAGUCCGGUCCCUCGAUGGCAAGCUACGUCGCCUCUGGUAGACGAUAUGGACUGGCGGAGAAGCUGGCAAAUCUCGUGAACUGCACCACUGAUGACGUGUCAUCCAUGGUGGAUUGUGUCAGAGGCGUACCUGCAUACGACCUGCUUGGUGCGAUUCUUAUCUUGGACGCCGAACAGGAGAGGUACUUCCAACCUCGCGUUGAUCGCGAAUCUGAGUCACCGUUUCUACCCGACGACCCGAGGACGAUCUUGGAGACCGGAAACUUCAAUUUGGUUCCGUGGAUGAACGGCGUGAUGGAAGAGGAGGGCACCAUAUUUCUUCCUGAUGUUUUACGCACGAUAUCUCCGGACGGCCUGUUCGCUGGAAACAUCACGCUCUGGGGUCUCCUGUCAGACCUCAACACCAAAGCCGAGUCGCCUAUCCUGGACUGCGGCGCCGAUGCACUGGAGCAGGCCACCAAAGUCUACAACUUCUACGUCGGCAACGCAACAGUCAACUCUGACAACCUUCUGCCGCUGGUUCGCGUCGUCACUGACCGCUUUUACACCGCUCCAUUUUCUGAGGAGAUCCGGCUAGCCUCAGAGCACGCGCCCGUCUACAAAUAUCUGCUGGACCACACGGGACCGGGCCGCCAGUCACUAGCUUCCAUUUUUGCCCCAGGAGCGCCAGACUUCGGUCCCACCCACGGCGACGACCUGCUCUACCUCUUCAGCGGCGACGAGCGGUCGCCGACAGUGCCCGGUUCGCCGGAUGACCGCAUGAUCCGCUUCAUGGUCAGCGUGUGGACCAGCUUCGCUCGCACCGGUCGGCCAAGCUCUGACGUGCUGCCGAUGCCGGACUGGCCCAUCUUCACCUCGCAGAGCCAGCGCCAUAUGCGGCUCAACUCGGAGCCGUCGGUCGGCGAGCGUUUGUUCGAGGAGCGCGUGCGCUUCUGGCAGGGCGUCCCGAUCAACGAGCCCUGGCGGCACGCCGUGCGGAGCGAGUGUCCGCCGUCGGCUCCUGCUGACGGGGCGGAGGCCAGCCCUGCCGCCUGAUGCCGGACACGGAGGGACGUCAGCCGUAGCGGACGAGAGAACUCCGGAAAUCCGGCCGACCGUGCGUCAGGCACUCUCCGGCUGCCCGUUUGGGAAUCGGUGGUGGGUCAGUAUUGGAAUGUAAUCCAUGCAAGUAAGUUGGCUUCAGUGUUUCUUUGGAUCGCCGGUGACACAAGCAAUGCACCCCGAUUUCUGUUUAAUCAGGAGGAGGAAUCUGGUGAUUGCUGCCCAUUAAUGAUGUUAAUUACGUCAUAUUCCGUCAUAAACUUGUGCGACCAAUCUACGCGAUCGGUCCUUUCAUUGUCUUAUGCUCCCUGGUGGAAGGUGGUUUCAACAGAAUAUGAUGGUCUGAAGUUUGUUAAAGCACUGAAAUACAGCAGAUGUAAUUGC
This is a messenger RNA of Pollicipes pollicipes, 2208 nucleotides long. RefSeq names its product carboxylesterase 1E. The coding region runs from base 76 to 1818 and encodes 580 amino acids. NCBI's taxonomy places the organism in Eukaryota, Metazoa, Arthropoda, Thecostraca, Pollicipedomorpha, Pollicipedidae. The record is from RefSeq and is a predicted model, not a curated record. The transcript has a single exon.